GGCGGUCUGUGUGAGGACAGCUUUGGAACAGCACCUUGGGAAGAAAGGGAGGAGUCGUGUUGGGGCCGCCGGGAGCUACGGGUUCUCCUCUUCCAAGAUGGGUGCCAAAUGACGUGUAUCAUGUGCCUAUUUGUGAGAUUUGGGGAGGAUCCCAGACCUUAACACCCCUUUGGUUGUGUCCUCUCACAUUGUGGCAGGUUGCUUAUGUUUAGAGUGUCAUAUCUACGAAACCAUUGCCUGAUCCCAAAUCAUGAAGACUCACACCUGUAUUCUGUGAGAUUUAUGGGUUUUGCUGUUACAUUUAGGUCUUUGAUUCAUGGUACGAGGGCCUGAAUGGGGUGACAGAAAAGGAGAGCCUGGAAGUGCCCUGACACGUUCUGAAGGCAGACUGAGUGUCAGCACCCCGAACCCCUGAUUGCCUGCUGCCUUGGACUACCUUGAACCUCUAAGAUCUCAUCCUCCACCUCUCAGUGCCACUACCAUGAUGGAUGUGAGUGAACUUGGGGAGUCUGCCCGCUACCUCCGCCAGGGCUACCAGGAGCAGAUGAAGGUGCACACUGUCCUGUGGGAUGGGAAGAAGCGGGUCUGGGUACCUGAUGAACAGGAUGCUUACGUGGAGGCUGAGGUCAAAUCCGAGGCUACUGGGGGCAGAGUCAACGUGGAGACCAAAGACCAGAAGGUGCUGACGGUUCGUGAAGCUGAACUGCAGCCCAUGAACCCGCCCCGCUUCGACUUGCUGGAGGACAUGGCCAUGAUGACGCACCUCAACGAGGCAGCCGUACUGCACAACCUGCGCCAGCGUUACGCUCGCUGGAUGAUCUAUACAUACUCGGGCCUCUUCUGUGUCACCAUCAACCCCUACAAAUGGCUCCCGAUCUAUACAGCCUCUGUGGUAGCCGCUUACAAGGGAAAGCGCCGCUCGGAGGCCCCGCCCCACAUAUAUGCGGUGGCAGAUAACGCCUACAAUGACAUGCUGCGCAACCGAGAGAACCAGUCCAUGCUGAUCACGGGAGAGUCGGGGGCCGGUAAGACGGUUAACACCAAGCGGGUCAUUCAGUACUUUGCCAUCGUCGCUGCCCUGGGAGACGGGCUGGGCAAGAAGGCCUUUCUGGCCACGAAGACCAGGGGCACCCUCGAGGAUCAAAUCAUUGAGGCUAACCCUGCCAUGGAGGCUUUUGGCAAUGCCAAGACCCUGCGGAACGACAACUCGUCCCGCUUCGGCAAGUUCAUCCGCAUUCAUUUUGGUCCCUCUGGGAAGCUGGCAUCCGCGGAUAUUGACAGCUAUCUCCUGGAGAAGUCAAGGGUGAUCUUCCAGCUGCCUGGUGAGCGAGGCUACCACGUCUACUACCAGAUCCUCUCGGGGAAGAAGCCAGAGCUGCAGGACAUGCUGCUUCUGUCUAUGAACCCCUAUGACUACCACUUCUGCAGCCAGGGCGUCAUCACUGUGGACCACAUGAAUGACGGGGAGGAGCUCAUGGCCACUGACCAUGCCAUGGACAUCCUGGGCUUCAGCGUGGAUGAGAAGUGUGCCUGCUACAAGGUCGUGGGGGCCCUCCUGCACUUCGGCAACAUGAAAUUCAAGCAGAAGCAGCGGGACGAGCAGGCCGAGGCCGACGGCACCGAGAGUGCUGACAAGGCUGCCUACCUGAUGGGGGUCAGCAGUGGAGACCUCCUCAAAGGCCUUCUGCACCCCCGAGUGCGUGUGGGGAACGAGUAUGUGACCAAGGGUCAGAGUGUGGAGCAGGUGGUGUUUGCCGUGGGGGCUCUGGCCAAGGCCACCUAUGACCGGCUGUUCCGGUGGCUGGUGUCACGGAUCAACCAGACACUGGACACCAAGUUGCCCCGUCAGUUCUUCAUCGGCGUCCUGGACAUCGCCGGUUUUGAGAUCUUUGAGUUUAACAGCUUUGAACAGCUGUGUAUCAACUUCACCAACGAGAAGCUGCAGCAGUUCUUCAACCAGCACAUGUUUGUGCUCGAGCAGGAGGAGUACAAGCGGGAGGGCAUCGACUGGGUCUUCAUCGACUUCGGCCUGGACCUGCAGCCCUGCAUUGACCUCAUCGAGAAGCCACUGGGCAUCCUGUCCCUGCUGGAGGAGGAGUGUAUGUUCCCCAAGGCCUCAGAUGCCAGCUUCCAGGCCAAGCUCUAUGACAACCACGCGGGGAAGUCGUCCAAUUUCCAGCAGCCACGGCCUGACAAGAAGCGCAAAUACCUGGCCCACUUUGAGGUGGUCCACUACGCGGGCGUGGUGCCCUACAGCAUCGUGGGCUGGCUGGAAAAAAACAAGGAUCCACUGAAUGAGACGGUGGUCCCCAUCUUCCAAAAGUCGCAGAACAAGCUCUUGGCUACUCUCUACGAAAACUAUGCUGGCUCCUGCUCUACCGAGCCCCCCAAGUCUGGGGUGAAAGAGAAGCGUAGGAAGGCAGCAUCAUUCCAGACGGUGUCCCAGCUACACAAGGAGAACCUCAACAAGCUGAUGACCAACCUGCGGGCCACACAGCCCCACUUUGUCCGUUGCAUUGUCCCCAAUGAGAACAAGACCCCAGGGAUCAUGGAUGCCUUCUUGGUGCUACACCAGCUGCGUUGCAAUGGGGUUCUGGAGGGGAUCCGGAUCUGCCGACAAGGAUUCCCCAAUAGGCUGCUUUACGCUGACUUCCGGCAACGGUACCGCAUCCUGAACCCCAGUGCCAUCCCGGAUGACACCAUGGACAGCAGGAAGGCCACAGAGAAGCUGCUGGCCUCGCUGAACAUCGACCACACCCAGUACCAGUUUGGCCAUACCAAGGUGUUCUUCAAGGCUGGGCUUCUAGGCGUCUUGGAGGAGCUUCGUGACCAGCGUCUGGCCAAGGUCCUGACACUGCUGCAGGCACGGAGCCGGGGCCGCCUCAUGCGCCUCGAGUACCAGCGCCUGCUUGGAGGCAGGGAUGCCCUGUUCACCAUCCAGUGGAACAUCCGCGCCUUCAACGCCGUCAAGAACUGGUCAUGGAUGAAGCUCUUUUUCAAGAUGAAGCCACUACUACGCUCGGCGCAGGCUGAGGCGGAGCUGGCGGCCCUGCGGGCAGAGCUGCGGGGGCUGCGAAGGGCACUGGCCACCGCCGAGGCCAAGUGCCAGGAGCUGGAGGAGACGCACGUCAGCGUCACCCAGGAGAAGAAUGACCUGGCCCUGCAGCUGCAGGCAGAGCAGGAAAACCUGGCGGAUGCCGAGGAGCGCUGCCACUUGUUCAUCAAGUCCAAGGUGCAGCUGGAGGCGAAGGUGAAGGAGCUGAGCGAGCGGCUGGAGGACGAGGAGGAGGUGAAUGCUGACCUGGCUGCCCGCCGGCGCAAGCUGGAAGAUGAGUGCACAGAGCUCAAGAAGGACACUGAUGACCUGGAGCUGACGCUGGCCAAGGCCGAGAAGGAGAAGCAAGCCACGGAGAGUAAGGUGAAGAACCUGAUGGAGGAGAUGGUGGCGCUGGAGGAGUCAGUGGCCCGGCUGACGAAGGAGAAGAAGGCCUUGCAGGAGGCCCACCAGCAGGCCCUGGGCGACCUGCAGGCUGAGGAGGACCGUGUGAGCGCACUGGCCAAGGCCAAGGCCCGCCUGGAGCAGCAGGUGGAAGACCUGGAGUGCUCCCUGGAGCAAGAGAAGAAGCUGCGCAUGGACAUGGAGCGGGCCAAACGCAAGCUCGAGGGUGACCUGAAACUGACGCAGGAGUCGGUGACGGAUGCUGCCCAGGACAAGCAGCAGCUGGAGGAGAAGCUCCAGAAAAAGGACUCCGAGCUGAGUCAGCUGAACCUUCGAGUGGAGGACGAGCAGCUCCUUGGGGCCCAGCUGCAGAAGAAGAUCAAGGAGCUGCAGUCUCGGGCGGAGGCGCUGGAAGAGGAGCUGGAGGCCGAGCGGUCGGCCCGGGCCCGCGUGGAGAAGCAGCGGGCAGAAGCAGCCCGGGAGCUGGCGGAGCUGAGCGAGCGGCUGGAGGAGGUGGGCGGCGCGUCCACGGGGCAGCGCGAGGGCUGCCGGAAGCACGAGGCCGAGCUGGGGCGGCUGAGGCGGGAACUGGAGGAGGCGGCCCUGCGGCACGAGGCCACAGUGGCUGCGCUGCGGCGCAAGCAGGUGGAGAGCGCGGCCGAGCUGGGCGAGCAGGCGGACAGUCUGCAACGGGCGCGACAGAAGCUGGAAAAGGAGAAGAGCGAGCUCCGCAUGGAGGUGGACGAUCUGGGCGCCAGCGUGGAGACUCUGGCCCGCGGCAAGGCCAGUGCAGAGAAGCUGUGCCGGGCCUAUGAGGAUCAGCUGAGCGAGGCCAAGAUCAAGGUGGAGGAGCUGCAGCGGCAACUGGCAGAUGCCAGCACCCAGCAGGGGCGGCUACAAGCUGAGAGUGGGAAGCUGAGCCGACUGCUGGAGGAGAAGGAGUCUCUGAUUAGCCAGCUGAGCCGUGGGAAGGCCUUGGCCACCCAGAGCCUGGAGGAACUGCGGCGGCAGCUGGAGGAGGAGAGCAAGGCCAAGAGCAUGCUGGCCCAUGCCGUGCAGGCUUCGCGGCAUGACUGUGACCUCCUGCGGGAGCAGCACGAGGAGGAGGCCGAAGCCCAGGCCGAGCUGCAGCGGCUGCUGUCCAAGGCCAACGCCGAGGUGGCCCAGUGGAGGAGCAAGUACGAGGCAGAUGCCAUCCAGAGGACCGAGGAACUGGAGGAGGCCAAAAAGAAGCUGGCACUGCGGCUGCAGGAGGCAGAGGCGGGGGUAGAGGCCGCUCAUGCCAAGUGCUCGUCGCUGGAGAAGGCCAAGCUGCGGCUGCAGACAGAGUCGGAGGACGUGACCCUGGAGCUGGAGCGGGCGACCUCGGCGGCCGCGGCGCUGGACAAGAAGCAGCGGCACUUGGAGCGGGCGCUGGAGGAGCGGCGGCGGCAGGAGGAGGAGAUGCAGCGGGAGCUGGAGGCGGCCCAGAGGGAGGCCCGCAGCCUGGGCACGGAGCUCUUCCGGCUGAGGCACAGCCACGAGGAGGCUCUCGAGGCCCUGGAGACGCUCAAGCGGGAGAACAAGAACCUGCAGGAGGAGAUCAGUGACCUCACAGACCAGGUCAGCCUCAGCGGGAAGAGCAUCCAGGAGCUGGAGAAAGCCAAGAAGGCACUGGAAGGGGAGAAGAGCGAGCUCCAGGCUGCGCUGGAGGAGGCCGAGGGGGCCCUGGAGCUGGAGGAGACCAAGACUCUGCGGACCCAGCUGGAGCUUUCCCAGGUCAAGGCUGAGGUGGACCGGAAACUGGUGGAGAAAGACGAGGAGUGCACUGACCUGAGGCGCAACCACCAGCGGGCAGUGGAGUCCCUGCAGGCCUCCUUGGAUGCAGAGACUCGGGCCCGCAACGAGGCGCUACGGCUCAAGAAGAAGAUGGAGGGCGAUCUCAACGACCUGGAGCUACAGCUGGGCCACGCCACCCGCCAGGCCACGGAGGCACAGGCCACCACGCGGCUGCUGCAGGCCCAACUCAAGGACGAGCAGGCGGGGCGGGAUGAGGAGCAGCGGCUGGCGGCCGAGCUCCACGAGCAGGCACAGGCCCUGGAGCGGCGGGCCGCCCUGCUGGCCGCGGAGCUGGAAGAGCUGCGGGCCGCCCUGGAGCAGGCCGAGCGCAGCCGGAGGCUGGCGGAGCAGGAGCUGCUGGAGGCCACCGAGCGCCUCAGCCUCCUGCAUUCGCAGAACACAGGCCUCCUGAGCCAGAAGAAGAAGUUAGAGGUGGAUUUGGCCCAGCUGAGCGGGGAGGCGGAGGAGGCUGCCCAGGAAAGGCGGGAAGCCGAGGAGAAGGCCAAGAAGGCCAUCACCGACGCAGCCAUGAUGGCAGAGGAGCUGCAAAAGGAGCAGGACACGAGCGCACACCUGGAACAGAUGAAGAAGACGCUGGAGCAGAUGGUGCGGGAGCUGCAGGCCCGGCUUGAGGAGGCAGAACAAGCCGCCCUCCGUGGCGGGAAGAAGCAGGUGCAGAAGCUGGAGGCCAAGGUGCGGGAGCUGGAGGCCGAGCUCGACGCAGAACAGAAGCAGCACGCCGAGGCCCUCAAGGGGGUGCGGAAACACGAGCGCCGGGUCAAGGAGCUCGCGUACCAGGCCGAGGAGGACAGGAAGAACCUGGCUCGCAUGCAGGACCUGGUGGACAAGCUGCAGAGCAAGGUCAAGAACUACAAACGUCAGUGUGAAGAGGCGGAGCAGCAGGCCAACACUAACUUGGCCAAGUAUCGCAAGGCCCAGCACGAGCUGGAUGACGCGGAGGAGCGGGCGGACAUGGCGGAAACCCAGGCCAACAAGCUGCGGGCGCGGACCCGGGACGCCCUGGGCCCCAAGCACAAGGAGUGACACCUGAGCCCUGGGCUCUGAAGAGGGACACCUGCUGUUUGCCCCACCCUGAUCCUCUCCUCUCCAUCCCUGCUGGAGCCUCGCCACCCCAGGCUCUGCUACACCCUGAAUAAACGCCACGUCUGCAGCUCCUACCGGUUCCUUCUCGUUCUUUGGGGUUCAGGAGGGGA
Globicephala melas (long-finned pilot whale) is the source of this 6471-nucleotide messenger RNA. RefSeq names its product myosin heavy chain 7B (gene MYH7B). Gene Ontology annotation, molecular function: ATP binding; actin filament binding; microfilament motor activity. Lineage: Eukaryota; Metazoa; Chordata; Mammalia; Artiodactyla; Delphinidae. The record is from RefSeq and is a predicted model, not a curated record. Gene Ontology annotation, cellular component: myosin filament; cytoplasm; myosin II complex.